Messenger RNA from Rotaria sordida, 474 nucleotides. NCBI's taxonomy places the organism in Eukaryota, Metazoa, Rotifera, Eurotatoria, Philodinida, Philodinidae. The record is from the annotation of a GenBank genome assembly.
AUGAAUAAUCAUUCAUCACAUGAUUGUAGCUGUCAUUUAUCAUCGAAUAUAAACAAAGGUGUUUAUGAAACACUAGAUGAACUUGAUUUUCGUCGUGGUCUUUGGUCGUCUGCACAACAAAACGAUAUCAAUGAACUUCAUGAACGAUUAAAAUCAUCAAAUUCUAAAACUGUCAAUCAAUGUGAUGCUAGUGAUUAUACACCACUACAUUAUGCUGUUCGUUUUCAACCGGCACAUACUUGUCGUUUAUUACUUGAACAUGGUGCUAAUCCUAAUUGUCAAACUCGAGCAUCAAAAUCGACGCCUCUUCAUCGUGCUAUUACAUUCAAUAAUAUUGAUGCUAUUCGUCAUUUACUUGAAUAUAAAGCUGAUCUGACAUUAAAAGAUAUUGAUGGACAAACACCAAUAGAAAAAGCUAUGGCAAUAAACAGUGAAAUUGCAAAUAUUCUUCUUCAAUCACAGCAAUCAUCUUGA